This is a messenger RNA of Anoplopoma fimbria (sablefish), 2400 nucleotides long. Its product is annotated as inactive dipeptidyl peptidase 10-like. The transcript has 26 exons. Gene Ontology annotation, biological process: proteolysis. Lineage: Eukaryota; Metazoa; Chordata; Actinopteri; Perciformes; Anoplopomatidae. Gene Ontology annotation, molecular function: dipeptidyl-peptidase activity; serine-type peptidase activity. The record is from RefSeq and is a predicted model, not a curated record. The coding region runs from base 1 to 2400 and encodes 799 amino acids.
AUGGGCCUGGUCUUCAGAGAAUUGUUCUGUCCCCUUCACACUGUGAAAGCUUUCAUCAAGUUCUACACAGACAUAGGACCUAUUGGACCAGAUAGAAACUGGAAGGGCAUCGGCAUCUCCCUGCUGGUUAUUGUGGCAGUGCUCUCCCUCAUUGGUCUGUCCAUCAUUCUGCUGUCAAAAGAUGAUGGUGGUAAACCCUUCGGUUCACAGUUGACACUAGAUGACCUCUUUCAAAGAAACUUCCAAAUACAUGAUCCUGAAGCAAAGUGGAUCAGUGAUGAGGAGAUCAUCUUUCGGAGCUGGGAUGGAGACAUUAUGAAAGUCAGCACGCACAGCAACGAGACAGAGCUCCUUCUGAAAAACACAACAUUUGCAACUUUUAAGGCGUCAAAGUUUGCAGUUUCUCCAGAUCUGAACUAUGUUCUUCUGGGAUAUGAUGUCAAGCAGAUCUUCCAGCACUCGUUUUUGGCGUCGUACCUGAUCUACAACCUGUAUACAAGAGAGGUGCGGGAGCUGAAUCCUCCGGAGGUGUCCGAUUCAGUCCUCCAGUUUGCCUCGUGGGGAGUUCGUGGUCAGCAGCUGAUAUAUAUAUUUGAAAACAACAUUUACUACCAAACGGAUGUUCAGAGCAGCUCGUGGAGGCUCACGUCUUCUGGACAGGAGGGGGUCAUCUUCAACGGCAUCACUGACUGGCUGUAUGAGGAGGAGGUGUUGCACACGCAGGUGGCCCACUGGUGGUCACCUGACAGCUCCAGACUGGCCUACCUCACCAUCAACGAUUCCUUGGUGCCUAACAUGUUCCUGCCCCGGCUCACAGGCUCUCUCUACCCCAGGGGGAAGGAGUACCCUUAUCCAAAGAUGGGACAAAUCAAUCCCACCGUCAGACUCUAUGUCGUCACUUUGGACGGCAGCUCCCUCACAACUGAGCUGAGACCUCCUGACAGUUUUGAAAAGAGUGAGUACUACAUCACCAUGGUGAAAUGGGUGUCACAUGACAGGCUGAGUGUGCGUUGGGUGAAUCGAUCUCAGAACAUGUCAAUACUUUCACUGUGCAAUGUCGCAACAAGUGACUGCACCAAGAAACAUGUGAUGACAUCAGAGAAGUGGCUUGAUCUUCAGAAUGAGGAGCCAGUGUCUUCCAAAGAUUGCACAACGUUCUUCAUCACUAUGCCCUUAAAACAAGGCGGUCGCGGGACAUUCAACCAUAUCACCAUGAUCUCUAACCAAUCUGAGGGUCAAGAGGUCAACCUCCGCCAUCUGACCUCAGGCAGCUGGGAAGUCUCUCGAAUUCUGGCCUAUGAUGAGAGCACAAACUCAGUUUAUUUCCUAAGUACAGAGGAAGGCUCAACGCAACGGCAGUUCUACAGACUCUCCACACUGGAUCCAUUUCAUAAAGAAUGCCUCACCUGCUCUCUCUUCAAAUCAAAGUGCACCUCCUACGACGCCAUCCUCAGCCCAGACUAUCAACAUGUUCUCCUCAACUGCAGAGGUCCUGGAAUACCUCAAACUACUCUUCACACACUAAAUGAUAUGAACAAACACAAGACUGUGGAAAUGAACACAAUAUUAAGACAUGCGCUGAUCAACAGGAGGAUACCCAAGUGGGAAAGAAGAACCGUACAAAUCAACAACUUUGCACUUCGUCUGGAGUUGAUUGUGCCAAUAGGUUUGGAUGAAACAAAGGAGCACCCGCUGUUACUGAUUCUUGACAGCACCCCCGGUGAUCAGGCUGUGACUGACCGCUUCUCUCUCGGCUGGGACUCGGUGCUGGUCAGUUCAGACAGCAUCAUCGUGGCUCGUCUGGACGGCCGGGGCAGUGGCUUCCAGGGUCAGAGGAUCCUGCAUGAGGUUCACCAGAGACUGGGAACCGUGGAUGUUCAGGACCAGAUCACAGCUGUAGAGCACCUGAUCAGACUACCUUACAUCGAUGGCAACAGAGUUGGAGUUUAUGGAAAGGCGUAUGGAGGAUUUCUUUCCACUCUCCUGCUCCUGUCCCACAGCUCCAUGUUCCGGUGUGGCAUUGCUGUCGCCCCCAUUACAAACUGGAGACUCCAUGGGUCGGCCUACACUGAGAAAUACUUUGGCUCCCCGGCAAAAGAGGAUCACAAAUACCAAAUUUCCAGUCUGCUCAGAAACAUCACAGCGCCGAGUCCUCUGGACUUCCUUAUCAUCCACGGCACAGCAGAUGCCACUGUUCAUUUCCAGCAUUCUGCUGAGUUGGUCAAACUGCUGUCUGCGUCGAAUGUUAACUACACUCUCCAGAUUUUCCCAGAUGAAGGACACAAUAUGGCCUCCACCAAGAGCCAACACUACAUGCUAAACUCAGUGCUCACCUUCUUCAAGCUCUGCUUUGAGGAGGAGCAGGUUGUCGCCCUGCAGAAAUCUAAUGAGCAUGACUAA